UCAGCUCAUGAGCAAUUUCAGCUCGACCCCCGAUCCCAUCAGAAUUUGCUUGCGGUGAAAGCGGGUGCGAUUACGCGAUUAAUUACUAAUAUCCACGGAUCGAAGGGACAGCGCCGACCACUGCGCACAUUCGGCACCAUCUGGGGAAAGUGCACCACUAUCCAAUCAACGCCCGAAACCCCAGUUUAUGUAAGAUAUUUCGCUUUCCGUGCACAGCAUCGCCAGGCAUGUUCAACCGGUUCGCUUGUUAAGGGCCUUAUUGCUGACCAAGGAACAACUGCACGGCCAGAAGCGAUCGAGACGAGAGCGCUGGUACCGCUGGUGCAAAGGGAAAUGUUGCCCUUCUUGGAUGAGACGGACGAGCUGUUCAACUACUGGAUCUUGAGGGCUUUGCUGCUGGUCGUGCUUUAUCUGGCCUGGCGUUCCACCUACGUCAGAGAGGAUCGUCCCAGCUCGCAGGAUGCGGUACUGGCGAUCGAGAACAAUUUACGCCGUUUGAAUACGCUCCCCUUGCGUCGCUUGAAUACGCAGCAUAACGUGACAACAAUUAUUCUUCGUAGCUCAUCUCAGCAAUCCAACAUCUCCAACGUCACGGAAACGGAGGGUCUCGAUCUCGAGAACGACAGCAUAGCCUCCUCGAUCGACAACAUUACACAGUCCAUUCUGACCGAGGCCUCCGAAUCGGCCACUGGUCUCGAUCUCAGUGAUACCGAGGGUUACCCAAGUGUUGUGCGACCGGCCGUUGUUGUUGAUACAUUUCACGACGCGGGACCGGAAGAAAUCAUUCGCCAGAUGGACGCAACCGACCAGGACGGUGGAAGUCGUCCAUCCACCAUCACUGACAACACGGCAGGAACGCCUUCUUCCAGUGAACUGCGACAACGGAGGCGACCCCCUACGGCUGGAAACGAACCGAAUGCGGCUGCCCUGCCGGAACGUGCUGGCACCGCAAGCGCUCUGGAGACUGUGACCGCCGAUAGCGCGACGGGCAGUGACGUGAAGCCGAUUCGCAUCAAGCUGAAGUAUCUGAAUGAUGAUUCCAAGCUCGUAGAAGGCAACCUGAACGAGGGUAUUGGGGAAUUUAAGCGACGCAACUUUACGCUCGAACUCGCGGCCCAAAAAUUGGUGCGGCUCGUGUUCAACGGGCAUGUGCUACAGCCGGACACCAAAACGCUGGCCGCUUGCGGUUUGUUUGAUAAUUGUGUGGUUCACUGUUUGAUACAUAACCAGAAAUCCUCGUUAAAUGGUGGCGAUCGGGCGCAGGACGGCGGAACGGUAAGCGGAGACAAUCGCUUCCAAAUCGCAGCUGGUGAUAGUGCAAACGAUGGUGGCAAUAGCGAAAAUGGCAAUGAGAAUGCGGAUAAUCGCGAAGCGAAUGGGCAUCCCAACGAAAGCACACGAUCGCGAACACGCUACGGAACAUACUUUAUCCACAUCGGUACACUGGCGGUAACCGUUCUCAUACUGUAUGGCUGGUAUUGCCGCUUUCAUUAUGGCCAUCUGUUCAACAUGAGCUCUACCAUCGGGCUUAUCGCAACCACCACCACCUUUCUCAUUAUGAUGCCAACAAUCAUUCUCGCUGAUAGCAAUACACCAAACUAAAUUGGAUGACCCUAGAUGAGAUGAUGGAAUAUCUGAUCACAGCAUAGAUCACGCCCUCCUUGAAACGCUUGAUGGCAACCCUUGGAAACCAACGUUUUUGGGUCAACCGCUGCUGACCCUUUACUUUAUUAUGUUUCAUUCACAGCUGGACCGCCCUUGUUUUGUACAUAUUGUGAUACAAUAAACAGAAUGGUAAAUUAAUGAAAAUGUUAA
Anopheles aquasalis is the source of this 1815-nucleotide messenger RNA. Its product is annotated as transmembrane and ubiquitin-like domain-containing protein 2. The record is from RefSeq and is a predicted model, not a curated record. Gene Ontology annotation, biological process: ERAD pathway. NCBI's taxonomy places the organism in Eukaryota, Metazoa, Arthropoda, Insecta, Diptera, Culicidae. Gene Ontology annotation, molecular function: protein binding.